Dryobates pubescens (Downy woodpecker) is the source of this 420-nucleotide messenger RNA. RefSeq names its product late endosomal/lysosomal adaptor, MAPK and MTOR activator 2 (gene LAMTOR2). Gene Ontology annotation, molecular function: guanyl-nucleotide exchange factor activity; molecular adaptor activity. Gene Ontology annotation, cellular component: Ragulator complex. The coding region runs from base 17 to 394 and encodes 125 amino acids. NCBI's taxonomy places the organism in Eukaryota, Metazoa, Chordata, Aves, Piciformes, Picidae. Gene Ontology annotation, biological process: cellular response to amino acid stimulus; positive regulation of TOR signaling. The record is from RefSeq and is a predicted model, not a curated record. The transcript has 4 exons.
GGGGGCGGCCGCGGCCAUGCUGCGCCCCAAGGCCUUGACGCAGGUGCUGAGCCAGGCCAACACCGGCGGGGUCCAGAGCACCCUGCUCCUGAACAACGAGGGGUCCCUGCUUGCCUACUCAGGCUAUGGGGACACCGAUGCCAGGGUCACUGCUGCCAUUGCCAGCAACAUCUGGGUGGCCUAUGACAAGAAUGGGCACCAGGCCUUCAAUGAGGACAACCUCAAAUUCAUCCUCAUGGACUGCAUGGAGGGCCGAGUGGCCAUCACACGGGUGGCAAACCUGCUGCUCUGCAUGUAUGCCAAGGAGACAGUUGGAUUUGGGAUGCUGAAGGCCAAGGCACAGGCGCUGGUCCAGUACCUGGAGGAGCCUCUCACACAGGUGGCAGCAUCCUGAGGGGCUCAGAGGUGUCACCAUGCCAA